This is a messenger RNA of Mycosarcoma maydis (corn smut), 918 nucleotides long. RefSeq lists its product as uncharacterized. The record is from RefSeq and is a predicted model, not a curated record. Bases 1 to 918 code for a protein of 305 amino acids. Gene Ontology annotation, molecular function: oxidoreductase activity, acting on single donors with incorporation of molecular oxygen; ferrous iron binding; zinc ion binding. NCBI's taxonomy places the organism in Eukaryota, Fungi, Basidiomycota, Ustilaginomycetes, Ustilaginales. The transcript has 5 exons.
AUGGCGACAGCAACGAGGGCACCCGCAUACUUUAUCAGCCAUGGCGGCCCGCCUACCAUGUUCGAUCACACCCAUCCCGCCUAUCAACAUUGGCUGGAAUGGGGGAAGGAGGUGCGCGCGCUCCAUCAACAAGGAGUCAUUCGAGGGCUAGUCUUUGUCAGCGCACACUGGCAAGCUGAAGACCUCGGACAAGGCGUCUACGUAAACGUCGAUGAGAAGAAUCCCCUUGUCUAUGAUUUCUAUGGCUUCCCCCAACACUUUUACAAGCAAAGAGUCGAGUCAUCCAAUCCUAUCAAGAUCUCGUCGCUCGUUCUUGAUCACCUUCGCAGUACCGGACUGCCUGCUCAUCCCAUCAAGCGCGGAAUCGACCACGGCGUGUGGUGUCCACUCAAGGUGGCAUUUCAGAGACCUUUUCUUGAGGAGCUCACUACGGAACAGCGCAAAAAUGAGCCAGCUUCGAUCGAUACACCUUCGAUCCUCCCUUCGACUUUGUCGCUCACGCAAGUAUCCCUACCAGUAUCGGAUUCGUCGAUUGACUCUCUCAGACUCGGCGCGUCGCUUCGGGCUCUUCGCGAACAGGGGCUCGCAAUCGUAGGCGGCGGUAUGUCUGUUCACAAUCUUCGUGAGAUGAUGAAGAUGUUCGCAAUGGGCGGUGGCCGCGGCCUUGCGAAGCUCGAGCCCACCCGGUAUUCGCGCUCUUUCCUCGAGGCACUCGACGAGGCAAUGACCGCCCCGCCCGCACCGCACGACGAAGAUAAGUGGAGCAAGGCGUUGAAGCUCGACCAGCGGAACGACUUCUUACCAUCACAUCCCACCCCGGAACACUUUUUGCCGGCGCUCGUCGCGUUGGGAGCAUCUCAUGCCGACGAACAAGGUCUCAAAACUUUCAAAUUUGACGAAGGUCCCAUGGGCUGGUAA